GUUUUGGCUCUGGUUGAUGUGGGGCUAUAGAGGAAGACACCAGCCCAAGGUGCAGCACAGUGGGAUUGAACUCAAAACCACAUGGUUGUUUUUCGACUUACUCACUUGUGUCGUCACUAUUUAAAGAUGGACGACCACGGUCAAAGUUUUACUGGUAGUAAGCAGUCGAUUUGGCCCCGAGAGACGGUUUACCUUGUAUUAGUUGGGUUAUUGCUGUUAACUAUUUUGAUACUUACUCUCAUUAACCGAUGGUUCAGCUCUAACGAGCCACUGCAACCAGUCAGAGUUGAAGCUGUACAGCGGCUACAGAAUGUUCCUGUUCGUGAGAAUAUCCCAGUUGGAGCCAGGCGUAAAAUAGCUCGGCGGCGAAUGCAACUGGAGAGAGAGAGAGAUUCAGAUGAUGAUGUACCUGUUGAUGUAGGAAGAGGAGAGGAACCAAGUCUUUCGGAUAAUGAAGAAAGUAUUUUCGACAACAUUGCCAUGCCUGAAGGCAAGAUUGGUGCCAAGAAGAUGCGUAAACUACAGGAAAAGGCAGAGAAAAAAGCAAUGAGAGAGCAAAUGGAGAUAGAGCGUGAGGAGAAGAGGGAGCGGUUAGCUGCCCAGGAGGCGAAAAAGAAAGAAGAGGAGAAAAGACGAGAACAAGAAAAAGCUGAAAGAGAACUUGCACUGAAGAAAGCAAAGGAAGAAGAAGAGAAAAGGGAACAUGAAGAAUAUUUGAAGAUGAAAGCUGAGUUUACAAUAGAUGAAGAAGGAGAAGAAGAAAAAACAACAGAUUUAGAUGUAAGCUUUUUAAUUUUUCAUGUGUUAUUUUAUUGCAUAUUUCAGGAGCUCAAAGUUGUAAUGCUGGAAGAUUUGGCUCACCAUUUCUCAAUAAAAACACAGGAAGCAAUUGAUCGGGUGCAGUGUCUCCUUGGUGACGGCACAUUGACUGGAGUCAUGGAUGACCGUGGAAAGUUCAUCUACAUCACCAUAGAUGAAUUGCAGGCCAUAGCAAAACAUAUCCAACAGAGAGGACGGGUAUCAGUUCAAGAUUUGGCUGUCUCCAGCAACAAAUUGAUUGAGUUGAAUCCUAAUAACGAACUGGCACAGAGACGUUUGCUGGGUGAAGCUUCAGCAUGAUACUUCAUGGUUUCCAGCUAACUGUAUAUGUCUAUUUGUUUAUGUUCAUAUAUAUAUAUGUAAUUAUGUAUAUGUGUUUGUGUGUUUAUUAAUUGGCAGAAGUUACAGAUUGAUUCCAGGGCUGAGAGUUUCGUGUAUUGGCACUUAUCAAACUGGUUUCCAGUUUUGAGCGUUACAUUUAUGUUGACCAGCUUAAAUGAUAACUAUAAUUUUCUGGACUUUUCUAGAAUAAAUUAUAUAAACAAUUUCAA
Messenger RNA from Octopus bimaculoides (California two-spot octopus), 1370 nucleotides. Its product is annotated as DDRGK domain-containing protein 1. Gene Ontology annotation, molecular function: ubiquitin-like protein ligase binding. The record is from RefSeq and is a predicted model, not a curated record. Lineage: Eukaryota; Metazoa; Mollusca; Cephalopoda; Octopoda; Octopodidae.